Molecule: messenger RNA, 2736 nt
Organism: Kuraishia capsulata CBS 1993
Lineage: Eukaryota; Fungi; Ascomycota; Pichiomycetes; Pichiales; Pichiaceae
Exons: 1
Coding region: 1-2736 (911 amino acids)
Biological process (GO): intra-Golgi vesicle-mediated transport; protein secretion; endoplasmic reticulum to Golgi vesicle-mediated transport
Cellular component (GO): COPI vesicle coat; endoplasmic reticulum-Golgi intermediate compartment; Golgi membrane
Molecular function (GO): structural molecule activity
Source: RefSeq, a predicted model, not a curated record
AUGUCUACGCAUACAUACAAGAAGUUCGAGGAUUUGGAUUCCGGGGCCCUCCCGGACAAGAUGACCGUUUACCAGGAGUGCUUGCAGGCGUUUAAUGCCAGUCCUGUGCAGGCCAAACGUUGUCGGUUGUUGUUGUCGAGACUCUUGAGGUUGCUUUAUUGCGGCGAAAGCUUUCCAACGGCUGAAAGCACUACGUUGUUUUUCUCCAUUUCCAAGUUGUUUCAGCAUAACGAUUAUUCCCUGCGUCAAUUGGUCUACGUGGCGAUCAAGGAGCUUUCUGCUGUUUCCGAUGAUGUAUUGAUGGUGACCUCUUCCAUCAUGAAGGAUAUUCAAAACGGCGAGAUAAUCUACAAGCCCAAUGCUAUUCGUGCGCUGGCCAGAGUCUUGGAUGGGACCACUAUCCAUGCCGCAGAAAGAAUCAUGAAGAAUUCCAUUGUUGACAAGAACCAGAGUGUUUCGUCUGCUGCAUUGGUAUCUUCUUAUCACCUUUUGCCUGUGGCCAAGGAUGUGGUUAGACGCUGGACCAACGAGACUCAGGAGUCCAUUUCCGACUCAAAAUCAUUCCCAUCGCAACAGUUUUUGACCCAUGAGUAUUAUGGCGCUAACAAACUCCCAUUGUCCACUUACACCUACCAGUACCACGCCCUUGGUCUUCUCUACCAUUUGAGAAACCAUGACAAGAUGGCUCUGAUGAAGAUGAUCCAGCAACUUAGCACGAAUUCUCCCUUGAAGAAUUCGCUUGCAAUCGUUCAAUUGAUCCGUUACAUUGGAAGAAUCAUUGAGGAAGACUCUGGGUUGACUCAGACCCUGUUCCCUCUUUUGGCCAGUUGGUUGAGACACAAGUCUGACAUGGUAGAGCUUGAGGCUGCUAAGACCAUACUGUCCUUGCCAGGAUUGACUGGUGAGCAACACCUUCAGGCAAUCAAUACCUUGCAGGUGCUCUUGUCGGUACCAAGAACCGUGACAAGAUUCGCUGCUGUUAGAAUUUUGAACAGAACAGCCAUGAAGAACCCAGAAAAGAUCGUGGUAUGCAACGUGGAACUUGAGAGUUUGAUUAAUGAUUCGAACAGAUCGAUCUCAACAUAUGCCAUUACUACUCUGCUCAAGACUGGAAACUCUGACAAUGUCGAUAGACUGAUCAAAACAAUUUCGGGUUUUAUGGACGAUAUUUCGGACGAGUUCAAGAUCAUCGUCAUCGAAGCAGUUCGCACUUUAUCACUCAAGUUUCCAGAGAAGCACCAAUCCAUGCUUUCAUUCCUGAAUGACGUUUUGAGAGAUGAGGGGGGAUUCAGCUUCAAGAACGCGAUCAUCGAGGCUAUCUUUGACAUCAUUAAAUUUGUUCCUGAAUCUAGAGAAAGUGCCUUAGAGACUCUGUGUGAGUUUAUCGAAGAUUGUGAAUUUACUGAGUUGGCAGUCAGAGUUCUCCAUCUUCUAGGAACAGAAGGUCCAAAAACUCCAAACCCAACCCUUUACAUCAGACACAUAUACAACCGUGUUGUGCUCGAGAACUCGAUUGUCCGUUCUUCCGCUGUCAUUGCACUGUCCAAGUUCGCACUUUUGGGAGACGAGUCUAUUUCAAAAAGUAUCAAGAUUCUGUUGACAAGAUGUUUGAGCGACGUCGAUGACGAAGUCAGAGACAGAGCGGCUUUGUCGCUCAAGUUGCUGUCUUCAAAGGACAUAGAAGAGGCCAAGGUUUACCUUGCUCCAUCCGUCAAGUAUUCGUUACCUAUUUUGGAGCAAAAAUUAGCCCUCUACGUUUCUGGUGACAAGGAUACUUUCAGCACGCCAUUUGACAUUUCAUCGAUCCCAACGAUCACUGAGGAGGAGGCGAAAGCAUACGAAUACAAGGAGAAGACUGCUGCUGAUACUGAGGAGAUUGCAUCUCCUGGUAAAGAAGACAAAGAGGACGAUUCCCAGAACGAAGUUUUCAAGCAGAACUUGUUGCACCAACAAUACUCGCAAGAAUUGGCUUCGAUUCCAGAAAUUGCCGCGUACGGUACUCUUCUUCACUCGUCUGCUGUGGUGGAUCUAACCGAGAAGGAGACAGAAUUCGUUGUUACUGCUGUUAAGCACAUCUUUGAAGAUCAUCUCGUGAUCCAAUACAAUGUGAACAACACACUCACAGACAUCCAAUUGGAUGACGUGACAAUUGUGUCGCAACCAGAUGCCGAAGAUGUUUUCGUGGAGGAGUUCAUUAUUCCGAUUGAAGUGUUGAAACCUCAGGCUGAGGCCGCUAUCUAUGUGUCUUUCAGCAGAGCGGAAGGCAUUGAGCCAGGUGUGUUUGUCAACACCUUGUCGUACACCUCCAAGGAUGUGGACCCUGCUACGCUGGAGCCUGCUGAAGGUGAUGUGGGAUUCCCAGAUGAAUACCAAAUUGAAGAGCUACAGGUUUCUCCUGGUGACUACAUCACACCUGCUUUCGUUGGCAACUUCACUCACGUAUGGGAUGAAUUGCCAAACGAGCAGAGUGCUGUUUACAACCUCAAGGACGUUACCAGUAUUGAAGAAUCUGUUUCGGGUCUCAUCAAGUCCUUGAGCAUGAUGCCAAUGGAAUCUUCCGAGAUCGUGUCGUCGUCAUCUCAUCACACUUUGAAAUUGUACGGAAAGUCGCUUGGUGGAGCCAGAGUGGCUACUGUGAUUAGACUGGCAUCCACCGCUAAGGGCUUCAUGAUGAAGGUUCAGGUGAAGUCUGACGAUGAGAUUGUAAGCGAAUCUGUUGCAAACAAUGUCGUUUGA